AUGGCUGAGGACCCUGCGAAUCCUGGUAAUGAAGCUACAAGAACGGGUCCCGUGACGACCCAGCAACUUGUGCAUCACUUUGUGGACGGAGAUGUGGACGGUAUGACGCUCGUCUGGAGCCAAGAGCUCGACAGUUGGAAACCCAUCGGUGAAGUGCCAUCUUUAAAGGAGUUUUUACAAGAAGCUAACGAAGAUUUAGAUCGAGAGGCAGAGCUGAAGGAACAUGCCAGCGAGGUUCCGAUGGAGCACCAAGUUUUUGAGAAAGAGUCGACCGACGCUCUUGUUGCUGAAGACGGCAAGCGCUAUGUGUUUGACGCUGAAUCCAAGACAUAUGUAACACCUGAGGAUAAAAUUGAGGAGGAGUUGGCUUCUCUGCAAGAAGCGAUGCAAGAAGAGAACGCAGAGAAGCAAGGCCGUAAUAGGAACGAGAACCAGAGUGAGAAUCAGAAGCACAAUGACAAGGAGAAUGCGUCGACUGGAGAUAAAGUGGCCGCGAAGGAGAAUUCAGCGGAGCAACCCGAAGCAGACGCGGAAGCUGCCAAAAAGCGGAAGAAGAAGAAAAAGAAGAAGAGCGACAAGUGGAAGAAAAGCAAAAACAACACGUGGGUGUAUGUGAACGGCUUGCCGCUGGACGUCACAGUACAGGAAGUACACGAUCAUUUUGCCAAGUGUGGCGUGAUCCAACCGGAUAUCGCCACCGGCGAGCCCCGUAUCAAGCUCUACCAGAACAAAGAGAGUGGCGGUCUAAACGGCGAUGGGUCUGUGUGUUACAUGAAGGAAGCGUCGGUGGAGCUGGCUGUGCAACUACUCGAUAAAUCACAGAUCCGACCAGACUGGCCCAUUGAUGUAUCACCUGCAGUGUUUCAGCAAAAGGAAGGAGACUUUGUGAAGCGGAAAAAACUCAAGAUCGACAGCCGCGCAAAGAUCAAAAUGUUCGAGAAAGAAAAGGCGCUUUCCUGGAAUGAAGGAGAAGUGAAUGAGCCCGCUGGUCUGCGUAUUGUGGUGAUCAAGCACAUGUUUACGCCCGCUGAGAUUGAAGAUGAAGCAUACGAGAAGGAGCUGCAAGAAGAUAUUCAUGACGAGUGCUCCAAGAUCGGUGACGUUACAAAGAUCACGCUCUUUGCCAAGCACGUGGAUGGCGUCGUGGUGAUCAAGUUCGCGUCGAGCGGCAGUGCUGCGCGGUGUGUGGAUGUUAUGAGCGGACGAUUCUUUGCUGGACGUAAGCUCGAAUGUGGGUUCUGGGACGGCACGGACUACACGCAUCAUGAAAGUAAGAAUGAGGAGAAGGAGCGUGCAGAGAAGUUCCAAGAGUGGCUGGAUGGAGGCUCGUCCUCUGAGAGUGAGGCUGAAGAAGAAGAGAAGAAGACAGAGCAGCACGAGGUGGAUGAUGAAGGGCAAGAUGUGCAUACUGGACGAGAACUGCCUGCUCUUGCAGAUGACAGUGACGAUAGCGAUGUGGAAAGUAAUGGAGACGCAGAGGAAAGUACCAAUCCAGCUGGUGCUGAUGAGGUUCACGCGGGUCGAGUCAUGCCCAAUCUCGACGAUGUAAACGAUGAUGAAUAAUACCCGUGACGUGGUAAACUUCGCCAGCUCAAGUGAUGUUUCAACGGAUCAACGGCCGUUAAGAAUCUCACUCUCUAGUUCUGGCC
Messenger RNA from Phytophthora infestans T30-4, 1649 nucleotides. RefSeq lists its product as uncharacterized. The record is from RefSeq and is a predicted model, not a curated record. Gene Ontology annotation, molecular function: RNA binding. The transcript is spliced from 7 exons. Lineage: Eukaryota; Oomycota; Peronosporomycetes; Peronosporales; Peronosporaceae. Gene Ontology annotation, biological process: mRNA splicing, via spliceosome. The coding region runs from base 1 to 1563 and encodes 520 amino acids. Gene Ontology annotation, cellular component: U2 snRNP; U2-type spliceosomal complex.